Messenger RNA from Ruditapes philippinarum (Manila clam), 831 nucleotides. RefSeq lists its product as uncharacterized. Lineage: Eukaryota; Metazoa; Mollusca; Bivalvia; Venerida; Veneridae. Bases 101 to 673 code for a protein of 190 amino acids. The transcript is spliced from 6 exons. The record is from RefSeq and is a predicted model, not a curated record.
UAAACGUCGUUGAUAUAGCAACUAGAUUAACGGUAGUGAAAUUGACAGAGUUUCCUGAAGAUGUUUAGUUAACUUGAAGAAAUAUGUCUCUAAAUUAAUCAUGGCAACGUUUGUAACUGUCCAGUAUGGAGAAAACGAAGAGCUUCUUAUUAACCCGAAUUGCCGACAGCUGACCUUUAUGGGAUACUUGCGUGAGAAAUGCCAGUAUGAUAAAAAUGCAUUUAUUGACCUAUUAGAUGAGAAUGGUAGAUUGACGAACCUUCAUCUCGUUAAUCCACACGACAACGUACGAGACUGUUUCGAGGAAAGGAUUAUCUACAUACCAGUAAUGUUAGAAAAGAUACCUGAUUCUGACAAUUACAAGACGGUAAAACCGCAACUUGAAGACUGGGAGAAAACCUUCCCGCAACUUGAGAAAAAGAUUAAGAUCCUUACUGGCGAGGUCAAGCGAAAAAAGAGCCCAUAUAGAGGUCUUGGAGGAGGUCGAGUGGUGGAUAGAAAGGCCUCAAGUCUCUCGAACAAAUCUGAUGCCGGACGCUCUCAAUCUCAGUUAGGCCGACCCUCCACAAUCCUACAGUCAACAACAAAUACAGGAAGGAAGUCAGUCGUUGGAAAUAAAGGGGAGAUCAAGAUGGCGUCCAAAGUAAAAGGCGGGAAAGGGAAGAAGAAAUAGACACUUUUGUUUGUAUUUAAUUUUGUUAUUAAAAUGUGAAUCAGGUUAUAUCAUAAACUUAUUAUCAUACUGUCAUCGUCAUGAGCGAGUAAAACAAUUCAGUUUUUAUAACAUUUAUAAGACAGAUAGAGAAUCAGUAUAAAGUGAUUAUAUGUUAC